GGGCUGUGGAGGGGACAUCGGUGAGAUCACAGGGUGUGAGGACCUGGGCUGAGGUGCAGAGUGGGGGGCUGGGAGGCCCCAGGAGCUCAGCGGCUGCUCCAGGCGCCACCCCAGACCUGCCCCGGCUGCGGAGGCCUCACUGACCUCCGCCCCACCCCACCCUCUGCUCCCAGCUCGCCAGGGAGAGGACGGGAGGCCAGCCAAUCCUGAGGCCGAGGCCACGCCCCCGGCCAGCGUGACCUGAGUCCAUAAAUACACCAGCCGGGACCCAGCCAGAGGACUCACACCUGCCUCAGCACGCACACCUGGGAGACACGCAACCCCUGCCCUCCACCCGCCAGGAACACGCAGAGGCGCACCUGCCAGCCAGGGCCACCGAGACAGCUGGCCACCAGCCCAGGAGGCACACCUGUCCGUGGAGCGCAGGCUGGCCUGGCCCGGAGGAGAGCAGUGGUGGAGAGCGAGGAGUCUCAGAGCCUGGCCCCGGCCGGCCAGGAGCACCAUGCCCCGGCCCCGCUGACCCCCGGCCGCCAGCCCAGAGCCAUGUCAUCACGCCAGCAGGUGUGGCACACGGCCAUGCCGCCCCCCAGCCUGAGCAGCCCCACGUCCCCUGUGCCCAGAUCCCCCAGCUCAGUCAGUGGCGCCAGGUCCCCCGGCUCGGUCAGCAACCCCAGGUCCCCCGGCUCGGUCAGCGGCCUCAGGUCCCCCGGCUCGGUCAGCAACCCCAGGUCCCCCGGCUCGGUCAGCAACCCCAGGUCCCCCGGCUCGGUCAGCGGCCUCAGGUCCCCUGGGACCCCCUGCUCGGAGAAGGUGGCCUCCCCGCUGGAGUGCUCCAUCUGCUUCUCGGGCUACGACAACAUCUUCAAGACGCCCAAGGAGCUGUCCUGCACCCAUGUCUUCUGCUUGGAGUGCCUGGCACGGCUGGCGGCUGCCCAGCCAGCUGGCCGGCCCGGCAGUGAGGCUGUGCCCUGCCCGUUCUGCCGGCAGCCCACCACCGUGCCCGCCGACGGGGCCCCCGCACUGCCCACCAGCCGCCAGCUGCAGGCCAAGAUGCCGGCGCACCUGCGGCGGGAGGAGCCCGUGUGGCUGGAGGGCACCAAGCUGUGCUGCUGCCUCCCACCCUCUGCGCCCGGCCCGGCGACGCCCGGCUUUGUGUGCGUGGACGUGGGCCUGAGCAAGCCCGCUGAGCCCGCGGUGCCCAUGCCCAGCCCCAGCCCCACCGGCCGCCGCCGGGGCCGCCUCGCCCGCUGCUGGGCCCGCUGCGGGGACUGGAAGCGCCUGGCGCUCAUCACGGCGCUGCUGCUGGCGCUCUUCUGCGUGGUGCUCUGGCCUGUGCAGUGCGCGCUCAGGACCGGGAGUCUGCACUGCCUGACCCGGCCGCCCCCCAGUGCCGCGCCGGCCACCGUCACCUACCCAGCCACCUUCCCUCUCGGGCCCCUGGCCGAUGACUAGGUUGUCCACGCUCCAUGCUGGGUCCCCGCCCACAGCGGGGUUGGGGUGCAGUGGCUGUUGGAAAUCCGUCCCAGGACCCCACAAGAGCCCCAGCAUCUCUGAGGACCCCACUUGGCUCACCUGACCCCACUCUGGGGCUGGGUCCUGAUGGCUCCCCAAAGCCUCCAAGAAUAAUAGGCUCCUAGGAGCCCCAGAGACCACCCCUAACUCCCACGAUGCAGUUGUGGAGACCGAGGCCCAGGCAGACCGCCUGGCAGGCCCCCCUGUAUGCACUGUGAAUCGCCCACAGGGGCAGCCCCUUGCCGAGCAGGGAGGGGUGCGCCGCCCUCACGUUCACAUUUCACACCCACCCGGCUCCUUCCCCGGGCAGGGCCGGCCCCUCCCGUGGGGUCCAUCCGACCUUCCUGAACUGAACGUUUUUAAAUAAAUUAUUUUGUAUCCACGUU
This is a messenger RNA of Myotis daubentonii (Daubenton's bat), 1898 nucleotides long. RefSeq names its product RING finger protein 223. The record is from RefSeq and is a predicted model, not a curated record. Gene Ontology annotation, molecular function: ubiquitin protein ligase activity. Gene Ontology annotation, biological process: protein ubiquitination. NCBI's taxonomy places the organism in Eukaryota, Metazoa, Chordata, Mammalia, Chiroptera, Vespertilionidae.